AUGUUGCAGCACUUGCGACAUAUUUCCAUUCCUCUGGUGUCCGGACACGGAAACUUCAUAAAGUGGCAACUGAAAACAAACUCAAGGUUUCCUCAGUAUUUCGAAGUACGUUGGUCUCAGUACACAAGCCAACUUCUGCGCUCGAUUCUUACAAGCAUCAGGGCUAUAUUAAUGUAUCUGAAGACAAGUCCAGAUGCAGAUGGUUAUCAGUUAAAGAACUUGUUGAAAAAAGACAGAUUGCAUCUGAGCUGUUUUCUGAUGGGUAUUGUCAUGUUAUACUCAAGAUUCCAAAUGAAGCUUCAAAGCGACAGCGUUUUAGUUUUUGAUCUUGUUAAAAAGAGAGACAAGUUUCUUGCAAGGCUAGCCACAGCUAAGGAGAAGCCUGUUAUAGGUGGCUGGGAGGAAUUGUUUCUUUCUACAAUUGAAGUAAUCCGUAAUUACGAAUCCGAAAUUAAAACGAAGGUGAAGAAUCUGAAAACGAGUGGGAAUUUCACGGGAUAA
This is a messenger RNA of Paramuricea clavata, 501 nucleotides long. Lineage: Eukaryota; Metazoa; Cnidaria; Anthozoa; Malacalcyonacea; Plexauridae. The record is from the annotation of a GenBank genome assembly.